This is a messenger RNA of Medicago truncatula (barrel medic), 1034 nucleotides long. RefSeq names its product myotubularin-related protein DDB_G0290005. The record is from RefSeq and is a predicted model, not a curated record. The coding region runs from base 128 to 664 and encodes 178 amino acids. Lineage: Eukaryota; Viridiplantae; Streptophyta; Magnoliopsida; Fabales; Fabaceae. The transcript is spliced from 4 exons.
UUAACAUAGGUAACAUCUACUAGCUACUCUAGGCCUGCAUGAUGAUGCUAUCACAGUAGAAUACUUAACCAAAACCAAACAUAAUUAAAUUCACAAAAAGCAUACAUGCUUCGUACCUUGUUCCAAAAUGCCUACCAAACAGGUAAGUUACCGCAAAGAUAAGGCAGUGUUAGUCAAAGUAUAUGUUGAGAAACCUAAGAAAAAGAGGUCAUCAUCAUCAAUUCAACAGCAUCAUCAUCACCAUCAUCACCAUUAUCAUAUACAUCACACUGUUAAACAACAAGGCAUUGAUGGCUCAGCUAGCACAAGUAGCAGUAAAGGAUAUGAUAGAAGAUCAGGGUUGCUUAUGUAUUCACGUCUCCUUCGGAAUUCAACAAAAGGAGGAGCAUCAUCCAUGCCAUUACUCCCUAAGGAUUCUGCAAACAAUAAUAUCCAAACUCCAAUAGUACAGAUGAAUUCUUUAAAGAAGAAGCCGAAGAAUGCAGGAACGCCAGGUUGCUUUGGCAAUUGGAAACUACUAAUUCCAAGCUUCUUAAGACCAUGGUCAAACGACCCAAAAAAGGAGAAAAAGAAGAAGAAAGGAAUCUCAGGAAAUGGAUUUAAAAAAUUGCAGGUAAGUAGAGGAAAAAGUAUCAUUCCCAAAGUGUUUUCGACAUGCAAGUGAGCUUGAACUUCAAUUUUACGGUGGUUGUUCACCUGUCUCAAGGUGUAAUAAUGUCUCAAAUAUAUUUAAGUAAAAAAAUUGUUAAGAUGUGUAAAGAAGAGGAGAAUAGGAGAGCUUAGAGAAUAUUUAAAAGUACUACAGUAAUUAAAAAAAAAAAAAAGGAAAUAAAGAGAGUUAGAGUAUAAAUAUAUCUAUGCAAUAAGUCAAAGAUAAAACCUAUAUAAAUGAAUAGAAGUACAAUAGCAUAUUAUCUGACAGGAAUAUAUAAUGUAGUUAGGUUUAAGUUCUUGUCUUGCAUUCGUGCUGAUUGUUGACAUUGACAAGUUCUUUCAUGUACUUUGCUCAGCAUUUAUGCUGUCAUUUGUGGGUA